AUGGUACCACUGCAAUUAGUUAGCGCCCAGGAUCCUGUUAACUGUGAUAACGGAAGAGGCAACUACACAACCAACAGCACCUAUGACAACAACCUCAACACUGUUUUAUCCAGUUUCUCUACACACACAGAAGUUAACUAUGGUUUCUACAAUCUCUCACACGGCCAAAACGCAGACAAAGUGUACGCGGUCGGGUUGUGCAGAGGAGAUCUAGAGCCAGAUGAUUGCCGAAGACGACUUAAGGAUUCUGCAUUCUAUCUCAAAAAGCAGUGUCCAAACCAAAAAGAAGCAAUUGUGUGGACUGGAGACUGUGGCGUCUGGUACUCCAACCGCUCAAUAUUUGGCAUCAUGGAAACUCAACCUACUAUAUACUUGAUCUACCUAAGAAAUGUAACUGGGUCGGUGAAUGAGUUUGAUCAGGUACUGAGUAACUUGAUGAGAAAUCUGAAAGACAAAGCUGCAUCCGGUGACUCUCGUCGCAAGUACGCCUCAGAUAAGGUGACCACAGGUUAUACGACCUUGUAUGGCCUUGUGCAGUGUAUGGCUGAUUUGACUGGGGUUCAAUGCAAUGACUGCUUGGAGAUCGCUAUCUCUGAAAUCCCAUCAUGUUGUGAGGGUAGGAUGGGGGGAAAUAUUCUUAAACCCAGUUGUCGACUUAGAUUUGAUCCCUACCGUUUCUUCAAUGAAACCACCAUAUUAGAUGACGCUGUUGUGGUUUAACCCCUUCUCCGUCCACGAAAUUCAGCUAAUAGACCAAACCUUAUUACUCAUCCACAUUGGUUUACAUUAUCACUCAUGUUUAAUAGUUACUCUCUUAGUCUCUCAGUACCUUACCAACCUGCACUUUUCAUGGACAAUACAUAGAAGCCUUUAAGACAUGCAAUUGUUGGAAGAUGAUUCAAGGGCAACAAGAUCAAGUGAAUCCACGAGUAAAUCAACUCGAGAAUCUGUAAACGAGGUUUCAAUCACUGAGUUAUCCGCUUGUUAGAUUCUAGUCAUAGGGGUGAUAUAAUAACUUACCAUCAAUGUUUAAAUCACAAUUCCAUGAAGCCUAUUUGUUUACACUUAGACAAAGACUGUAA
Molecule: messenger RNA, 1082 nt
Organism: Lotus japonicus
Lineage: Eukaryota; Viridiplantae; Streptophyta; Magnoliopsida; Fabales; Fabaceae
Product: cysteine-rich receptor-like protein kinase 29
Exons: 2
Coding region: 1-720 (239 amino acids)
Source: RefSeq, a predicted model, not a curated record